UAAUUAAAACAAAAAGAUGAAACGCAAUUUAAAAAGGCACAUCUUUUUUUUUUGUCCUUCACAGAGAGAGGAAAGGAGGGGAGCAUUAAAAAGGAAAAAGAAAAGAGAGAGAGAGGUUAAGGCUUAAGGUGUGAAAUUUCGUGGUUCGUCUGUUUUUCUUUUUAAUGGCGGAAGUAGAGAAGCAAGACAAACUUGCUGUAAAUGGAGGCAAAAGGGAAGAAGAAGAGACGCUGUUAGAAGGAAUGGCGGUGUUGGAUUUCGACAUGCUAUGUUCCACGGUGGCUUUGCAAACGCAAGGCAAAUGGAGGAAACUUGAAAGCGCCGAGGAUCCUUUAGAACAAGGAAACGCCGACUUCGGUGGUGUUUUGAGGAUGUGGGAAGGUGAAGUUGUUCUUGAUUUCUUGGAGGACCGCCGCCUCGCUCUCGAAUCUGCCUGUUGCCCCUGCUAUAGAUUUGGGAAGAACAUGCGGCGGGCUGGUUUAGGAAUUUGUUUGCUUCAGGGAACUGUUUAUUUCAUCCUCGCAGUCACUGCUAUUCUCAACUUUGUUGCCUUCUUCGUUACCAAGCGGAAUUGCUUUCUGUAUUUGGCUGUUACUUUCAUCUUGUCUAUUGGAGCAUAUUUGGGUUUCUUCCGUAGACAGAUAAAAAGAAAAUUCAAUAUUAGGGGCAAUGAUAGCUUAUUGGAUGACUGCGUCUACCAUCUGAUCUGUCCUUGCUGUACACUAUCUCAGGAGUCUAGAACAUUGGAGAUGAACAACGUCCAAGAUGGUACAUGGCAUGGUCGUGGUGAUAUAUGCAUAGGAAGCUAUGCUGAAGGCACCAAGCCGCUCUUUGGGCUACACCCUCCUCCUACCAUGUCAAUUAAGACCCCUGAACCCUGCAGCAUGCAAAAUGGUCUAAAUGGCGAUGAUAAUGGUCAAACAUGAGAAGCUUACUCAAAAGAUGUAGGCCAAUUUUAGGUGUGAAAGAGAAAUUCAAACAUCCGAGUCAAUUUAUUCUUUGAUGGAGCGAUGUUGCAGAGGUGGAUUUAGAGAGCAAAGCUUGUGCAGCUUGGAUCAUCGAAUCCUGCAGGAAGGAAGGGAGAUCCAGAAGCAUAACAGUGCUUCCAUGUGCAUAGAAGGAAACUACUUUGUUUCAGUUUGGGGGAGUUUUAGGACAUCCGAUCCAUCUUUAGAUAUCAUUUUCACUUUUCUCAGAACACAUUGAGCCUAUUAGAGAACACCUUUUUCACCUCGAUUGAUUAGAGAACACCUUUUUCACCUUAAUUGUUCUAGAUGUUCCUCUCUGAAAUGUAUAUUAUCUUUAUUCUAAAUAAUAGCUUGGAAAUAGGUUGGUCA
This is a messenger RNA of Gossypium arboreum, 1337 nucleotides long. RefSeq lists its product as uncharacterized. NCBI's taxonomy places the organism in Eukaryota, Viridiplantae, Streptophyta, Magnoliopsida, Malvales, Malvaceae. Bases 165 to 926 code for a protein of 253 amino acids. The transcript is spliced from 5 exons. The record is from RefSeq and is a predicted model, not a curated record.